GUAUAACAGAUUCAGAACACUCUGAUAUCAUCGAUGGAUCUGGGAGAGGUUCUUAUUCAACCGGACGGCGGCGGCGGCGGCGAUGAUAAUCACUCCGGCGAACGGUUGAAGCUGAAGAACAGGGUAUGGAUCGAGACCAAAUUGUUGUGGCAUAUAGUUGGUCCAUCCAUUUUCAGCAGGAUUGCUACCUAUUCAAUGAACAUUGUUACCCAAUCAUUUGUCGGUCACAUCGGAGACCUCGAACUCGCCUCAUUUGCAAUCGCUAACAAUGUCUUCAUCGGAUUCAAUUUCGGUCUAUUGUUGGGAAUGGCAAGUGCACUUGAGACACUUUGUGGGCAAGCUUAUGGGGGAAAGAAAUACAACAUGUUAGGAGUGUAUCUUCAAAGAUCAUGGAUUGUUCUUUUCUCAUGUUGUUUUCUUCUACUUCCACUCUACAUUUACGCCACGCCGAUUCUAAAACUUCUAGGCGAGCCCGACGACGUGGCUGAGUUAUCCGGUUCGAUUGCUCUGUGGUUAAUCCCUCUGCAUUUCAGCUUCGCGUUUGUUUUUCCUGUCCAGCGUUUCCUCCAGAGUCAGCUGCAUACCGCGGUGCUGGCUUGGAAUUCUUCAAUCGUUUUCAUUCUUCAUAUUUUCUUUAGUUGGUUGUUCAUUUACCCUCUUGAUCUCGGCAUUGUUGGGGCGGCCCUUGCCUUGAAUUUGUCGUGGUGGCUCACUUUUGCCGGUAUGUUCGGUUAUACCUUGUCCGGUGUUUGUGGCGAGACUUGGACAGGUUUCUCAAUUCAAGCGUUUUCUGGCCUCUGGGAAUUUUUCAAGCUCUCUGUUGCCUCCGGCGUAAUGCUCUGUUUGGAGAAUUGGUAUUAUAGGAUAUUAUUGGUGAUGACAGGAAAACUAAAGAAUUCUACAAUUGAAGUUGAUGCACUUUCUGUCUGCACGUCUAUAAGUGGAUGGGAAAUGAUGAUUCCGUUGGCUUUCUUUGCAGCAACCGGGGUUCGAGUAGCAAACGAGUUAGGAGCAGGCAAUGGGAAAGCAGCUAGAUUUGCAGCAAUAAACGCUGUGAUACAAUCGACAAUUCUUGGAAUAAUUAUUUGUGUGCUCAUCCUCGUCUUCUACGACCCUCUCGUCUAUAUUUUCACGUCGAGUUCAGAUGUCAUUAGCGCGGCCAACAAACUCGCAGUCCUCUUAGGAGUGACCAUUCUUCUCAACAGUAUCCAACCAGUUUUAUCGGGUAUCGCGGUUGGGUCUGGCUGGCAAGGAAAAGUGGCUUACGUAAACUUGGCUACCUACUAUAUUAUUGGGCUUCCUAUUGGGCUUAUUCUUGGGUUUGUCUUUAACUUGGGUGUUGAGGCUAUCUGGGGCGGGAUGAUAUUCGGGGGAACUUUCAUACAAACCGUCGUACUGAUUAUCAUAACUGCACUCUCCAAUUGGGACAAAGAGGCAGACAAAGCUAUUAUGCAUAUUCAGAAUUGGUCAAGUUCCGGUCCAACUCCAAGGCCGGAUGACGAAGAAUCAGAAACCUAAAUUUUUUUUUUCUAUAAUCAUUAUAUGUAUAUCUUUUUUGUCAAGACUUAUGCAUAAUAUCUCUUAAACUAUUCAGAUUUGUAUGACCCCGAAUU
Impatiens glandulifera is the source of this 1613-nucleotide messenger RNA. Its product is annotated as protein DETOXIFICATION 27-like. Bases 34 to 1518 code for a protein of 494 amino acids. Gene Ontology annotation, biological process: xenobiotic detoxification by transmembrane export across the plasma membrane. NCBI's taxonomy places the organism in Eukaryota, Viridiplantae, Streptophyta, Magnoliopsida, Ericales, Balsaminaceae. The record is from RefSeq and is a predicted model, not a curated record. Gene Ontology annotation, cellular component: membrane. The transcript is spliced from 8 exons. Gene Ontology annotation, molecular function: xenobiotic transmembrane transporter activity; antiporter activity.